This is a messenger RNA of Aspergillus saccharolyticus JOP 1030-1, 2208 nucleotides long. Its product is annotated as MFS transporter. The record is from RefSeq and is a predicted model, not a curated record. NCBI's taxonomy places the organism in Eukaryota, Fungi, Ascomycota, Eurotiomycetes, Eurotiales, Aspergillaceae. Gene Ontology annotation, biological process: transmembrane transport. The coding region runs from base 306 to 1796 and encodes 496 amino acids. The transcript is spliced from 4 exons. Gene Ontology annotation, cellular component: membrane. Gene Ontology annotation, molecular function: transmembrane transporter activity.
AUCUGUUGUUCUUUCCGUCGACUUAUCUGGAAAGCAAGAUAAGACGCUCGACCUAUCCAUCUCCAAAGGGGAAUAUACAUUCAGCCUAGCGCAAUGUUUCGCCCAUGCAGGCUAAAUAAGUACCUAGCUCGCACUCGCGUCUAUCUUAAAGCGCAGGAAGUGAGAUUCUUGUUCUCUCCUCCCCCUCCCCUCUCGCUCCUUACGCAAGACGCUCUGAAGUAAUUGUGUGCUUGUGCUAGAUUGUUCGGUUCUUCCGCUUUAGAUUUUGGCUGCCUUCUUUUCUUUUUUUUUUUUUUGUCGUCAAUAUGGCCACUCGUGUAAUAGGAGCAGAUGAGGUAUUGGAGACGAGCUUACUCCUACCAGACCCGCGCGGGCAGCAACUUCAGAACAAGAAUACCCCCAGGAGAUCCAGAUGGAUUCUUCUAUUUGUGUGUUUUAUCAUUGUCACUUUAGACUUUGGUGACUAUUUAUCUAUCGCGCCACAGCUACAGAUCUACGAGGAUAUUAUCUGUCACCGCGUGCAUCCUGAACUCUUCGCCGGUGGCCUUGAUCGGUUAACGGCCGCCUCCAAUGCGCUCUGCAAGUCAGCUGAUGUGCAAGGCGAGCUGGCUCUGCUAGUAGGCUGGAAGGACACAUUCUCUAUGCUUCCCGGGAUGAUCCUGGCGAUCCCAUUUGGCCUCAUGGCGGACAAGGUCGGGCGCAAGCCAGUCAUCAUCCUCAGCCUUGCAGGUGUCAUCAUGCAGGAAUGCGCUAUCCGCCUCAUUUGCUGGUAUCAUACAAGCAUCCCACUCCAGGCAGUGUGGUUUACGCCGCUGUUCCAGAUCGUCGGGGGUGGCAGCCAGAUCGCUAGCUCCGUUGCCUUUACUGUCAUUUCAGACGUCUUCCCAGUUGACAAAAGGGCAAACGCAUUCCUCCUCAUGGCCGCCGCCAUGUUGCUUUCUCAGAUUCUUGCAGCCCCUCUAAGCGCCUGGUUGAUGUCCAAAGACGUGUGGGUACCGUCUUUGUUAGGGCUGGCGAUUGAAAUUUGCGGGUUCCUCCCUAUAUUCGUCUUCCCAGAGACUGGACCGAAGGCAUUGGACAGACCGGAAGACGAGAUCGAGAAUGAAGCUAGUGAGCGAGACAAUGAGUCUCUUCCGUUGACCUGGGUCGGUAUCGUGCGUUUGGUGCGAACUCAACUGAGCGAAGUACUGAGAUUUGUCGUGGGCAACGCCAAUACUUUAGCGAUCUUUUUCGCUUUCUUGACAUCCAGCAUUGGAAGCCAGGCGCUUCAGUUCGUGCUGCAAUAUGCCUCCAAGCGGUUCGCCUGGAGUGUGGCCGAGGCUACAUUUCUCAUAAGUCUGAAAGGCGCCGUCAACCUUGUCGCCUUCCUUCUCAUAAUACCCUUGAUUUCCAAGAUCCUUGAUCGAUAUCUCUCGCCGUUGAACAGAGACCUUCGCAUCACGCACGCCAGUAUCUGUGCCCUGAUUGCAGGAUUCGCCAUCAUGUCGGUGGCGGCCCAUCCGGCCCUUUUCGGCCUAGGAUUGUCGUUCUCAGCUCUCGGCUGGGGGUUUUACAUGACACUUCGUAGCGUUGGAAGCGCUCUGGUGGCCGAGAGUCAUGUCGGGCUUUUCAAUACAACUAUCGCCCUGGCCGAGGCUGUCGGAUCGAUGAUCGCUGGCCCGUUGCUGGCACUCCUUCUCAAGGCAGGGAUGAAGUGGGAGGGCGUUUGGAUGGGCUUGCCAUGGAUGGCGGCGACUGGUUUGUAUCUGCUGGCCGGAAUGGCAGUAGUUUGCAUCCGUACUUCAUCAGGGCAUUAGGAUAGUCACAGAGUGCAUAUGCUUCGAUGGAGAUAUGUGGACAAAGCAGCAAUGCCUUGCGGUGACUACGUCAAUGUCACGAAGUCCGAUCCAGUCAGAGAAAUCACAGACUGUGUCAGCCCCCUCGUCCCUUUAUACGCGCGCCGGUUGCGCCACAUGACCUCAGCCCGUCACAGCUACUGUGCAGUAUACAACAGGAUCCUGACCAACUCGUCUUCGCCAACUACAGCUCUUCUUGGACACGUAACGUCAAAUUUAGACCUUAUAGGAGAACUGUGGAACAACAGUUGAUGUGUCGCGCGCGUAUACUUAGUCUGAGUAUUGUACAGUACAGUACAUCUUCGGGGUGCUGGAACAUGGCUCUGUGUAAAUGGGAAGAAUGUAGGUGUAGUUACAGCACAGUCCCUGGCUU